This is a messenger RNA of Zingiber officinale, 1453 nucleotides long. RefSeq names its product nuclear pore complex protein NUP35-like. Gene Ontology annotation, cellular component: nuclear pore central transport channel; nuclear pore nuclear basket; nuclear membrane. The coding region runs from base 134 to 1189 and encodes 351 amino acids. Gene Ontology annotation, biological process: regulation of DNA-templated transcription; NLS-bearing protein import into nucleus; nuclear pore organization. The record is from RefSeq and is a predicted model, not a curated record. Gene Ontology annotation, molecular function: single-stranded DNA binding; structural constituent of nuclear pore; phospholipid binding. The transcript is spliced from 3 exons. NCBI's taxonomy places the organism in Eukaryota, Viridiplantae, Streptophyta, Magnoliopsida, Zingiberales, Zingiberaceae.
CAGGUUAUGCGGCUCACUAGGUUCGCCCAUAAUCUAGAAGAAGAGGAAACCCUAAUUUUAGGGUUUUCGCGUUUGGCCUUAAUUUGAAUACCCCUUUCGAUUUCUCCACCGAGGCCGACACGAGAGGUGGGAUAUGAUGAUUCCGGCCGUAGCGAAAAGCUCCAGAGGCGAGAGGGAAGGACAAUCCCCCUUCUUCCGUGAUCUCUCCACCCCAGUCUCUGCUAGACGCAGUGCCGGUGCCGGACGGUUCGCCACCCCUGCCCAGGCGGCCGCAGUCUCCGCCCUUUGGCGUGACAACCUCGCUUCCGUCGAUCCGCCUCCGCCGCCCGCCUUCACCCUCGGCGACCGCUUCGACUUCUCGCCUGAGCCCGCUUUUGCUCCCAGCCCGACACCGCCAUCCCCAGAAACACGUACACCGCCGCAUUCCUUUUAUGCUCCUGCCUCGUCCCCCUCCCCUCUCAAGGCAGGCGUGGAUCCGAGCGCCUCGGGUACUGCCCAUGACGGCGGGUUGCGAAUUCUGCGUCAGCCCAGCUUUGGCGAAUCGGGUUUCUUAUCACCAGGCAAGAGCGUCGGAAGCGGCGACCGCUUAGGGAAGGGGAAGGGGUCGCCGGUUGAUGGGGUCAUUCAAUCUGGGGCGUUGAUUACUCUUCCUCCGCCGAGGGAAGUGGCUAUGCCUGAGGUGCGUCGGAAUACCUCCAUGCCCGUGGCCGGAGACCUUGAUGAGGAGCAGUGGGUUACUGUAUAUGGAUUUUCCCUUGGUGAUACAAACUUGGUGUUGCGGGAAUUUGAGAAAUGCGGAGUGAUACUGAAACACAUCCUGGGUCCAAGGGAUGCUAACUGGGUGCAUAUUUUGUACCAGAGCCAAUACGAUGCACGCAAGGCCCUUGCAAAGGAUGGCCUACAACUGAAUAAUGUCCUUAUAAUUGGUGUGAAGACUGUGGAUCCGCAACAGAAGCAGUACCUGAACCAGCAUUUUGAGAAUAACCUUAAUAGAGGUUUAAUUGUUCCAUUGCCGUCUGAGUCAGGAGGGAUGAACUCGUCUGCAACUAGCCUGAUCGCACCUACCUCUCAGAAUUACUUCAAACAGAAUAUCAUCAAUAGUGCAUCCAGUGAAACUGGCCAACGCGCCAUUGCUACCCCUACAAAAUCUGUCCUAUCUAAAGUCAUGGAUCUGAUGUUUAGCAUUUAAAACACCAGGUAAUCAGCCCAAUAAUCAUCCUUGCUUCAAGUAUGGUUAUCAAAAUUUCUGUCACUCCAUUAUGUCUUGGAGCUUUGCCAUUGUUCUCAAAUUUCUCAGAAGUAUCUUUACUGGUAGUUCAAACUUCACGCGCUGCACCUUUAUAAUAACUUCCCUGCCAUUUUCCAUGUUUGAUGUUCAUCAUCGAGUCUAACACAUUUAUCUGUUUAAUUUUUACUGUUUCAUAUCUUGAUCAAGUUGGCUCUUUUUCAAAGA